Molecule: messenger RNA, 681 nt
Organism: Ilex paraguariensis (yerba mate)
Lineage: Eukaryota; Viridiplantae; Streptophyta; Magnoliopsida; Aquifoliales; Aquifoliaceae
Source: the annotation of a GenBank genome assembly
AUGGUGGAAGAGCUUGACGAUACUGAUGUGCUUAUCGAAUGCAUAGAUGUCUAUAAGUCAUUUGGGGAAAAGGACAUCUUAAGAGGGGUCAGCUUCAAGAUUAGGCAUGGGGAAGCUGUUGGAAUAAUUGGGCCUUCUGGCACUGGAAAAUCUACUAUCUUAAAGAUUAUGGCUGGGCUUCUUGCUCCAGACAAGGGCGAGGUUUUUAUUCGAGGAAGAAGACGACAUGGUUUGAUCAGUGAUGAGGAGAUAUCCGGUCUUCGCAUCGGCUUGGUGUUUCAGAGUGCAGCUCUUUUUGAUUCUUUAACUGUUCGUGAAAAUGUUGGUUUUCUUCUGUAUGAGAAUUCCACCAUGCCCGAGGAUCAAAUUUCGGAGCUUGUAACAGAAACUUUGGCUGCCGUUGGCUUAAAGGAAGUUGAGAAUCGAUUACCUUCUGAGUUGUCUGGCGGGAUGAAGAAAAGAGUUGCAUUGGCCAGGUCUAUAAUUUUUGAUACCACAAAGGAUACAAUAGAGCCUGAGGUCGUUAAAGUGGCGAUGAACGAUGCAAUGGUGAUGAACUCCAGUUGCUGCGUCGUUGUUGUUUGUCCAGCCAUCGAAGUUGAGUUGCUGUUUUCUCUUCUUUGUCGUUAUUCUGUCGCUAGAGGUCUUGUUGAUUGUGUCGUGGAUGUCGCUGGUGAUUAG